Molecule: messenger RNA, 1530 nt
Organism: Melampsora larici-populina 98AG31
Lineage: Eukaryota; Fungi; Basidiomycota; Pucciniomycetes; Pucciniales; Melampsoraceae
Exons: 6
Coding region: 1-1530 (509 amino acids)
Source: RefSeq, a predicted model, not a curated record
AUGUUUCCACUAUUUACAUUGAUACUAGUCUCACAGUCUAUUCUUCCUCAACCAAUCUGGUGCAGAUUUGAAGAGCUUGCAACUGCUUCAACAGCAUCAUCACAAUAUAUUCCUCAAAAAGAUCUGGAAGAUGUUGAAACUACCUUAUCCCUUUACCCAGGAUCUGCUGGCAAGAGAUACCCAGAGGCCAGAAGAUUUCUUGGCAGAAAAAAUGGACAAAACAGUUGGCUUAAGCUAUAUGAGGGAGACAGCAGAGAACCACAUAGCUUUGAGUUCUUCCCUCUUUAUCCAGAGAAGUCACUGAGAGGAAAUUAUAAUAUAGACAUCCACAACUCUCCUGGAACAAUCAAAUUAGGUAAACACAUCAAUCAUCAAGAAGACCAGUUUGCAAUAGGUGCUAAAGAAGAUCUGGUCCUCAGUCUAGGGAUAACUCCACAAAGCAAAGAAUCACAGGGUUUCAAAAGACCUCUUCCUCCAAAUGAUGGACAUAGCAACUAUCUUCCAGUAGAUAAGAUGCACUUCAAGCUGGGGCCCAAUCAAGAAUUAGAGUCUGAGAAAGAGGCAAAUAGAUAUAAAGUACACAUUCAACAAAACAAAUCUGAGCUCAAAAAGCCUAAACUUGAAGCUGUCUCUGUGGAAAAUGAUCCCAUGGUUAUCAGCCAGUGGGAUUCAUAUACAGGGAUAGAUAGUCAUGGUGAUGGCAACACACACUACAACACCUUUGAGGCUCCACAUACAUCAAUAUUCCCAGGAAAUGAACCAAAUCACCCAGAGUUUUCAGAUCAAGGUUCUACCACAGAUGAUAUUCCUCAUGAAAUUGGCAAGUAUUCUCUAUUGAAUUUGACUACUUCACACAGCCCACCAAAUGAUGUGGAAUUGCAUGGUAGUGAGGUUGAACACUUUGAUGGAAUGAAUCUUUCUAACCCCUUUGGGACUCGAAAACUAAUUAUACCAGGAAUCACAUGGAACUUCAAACAUUUUCAACUGAUGCAACCAGAGUUACCAGAAUCAUAUAGGUUCCUCAAGGAAGUCAGUGGCCUCCAUUGUUAUUCAAUUCGAGCUCUCUCAAAUUAUCCUGAAUUAGUCUCCAAUCUUCAAAGCCUAAUCAAACAACAGCCUACAUCUAGCACUGGCACACCUGCCAUAAGAAACUUGGUAGUCCUUUUUGUAGGAUUAUGGAUGAGGCAGAGUAGAGUAGCUGAGAUCUAUGGUAUGCAACAUAGGACAUAUGAAUUACAAAUACUAAGUUUUGAAUCAUUGGCUUCUAUCAUUUAUCAUCCGGAAUUCCAAUCACACAAAUUUCAAAACACAAAGACUUCUAGACAUAGAAAUGAGUUCUACAGAAUUUUUGCUUUUGUUCAUAAUCCUUCCAGACAGACCAAAGGGAAAAGAUUAAUAUUCUAUAGUAUUCAAACCGCCGUAUUGAAAUUGUGGAACCACAUUCAACCUCAAGACAAAGUAUCCCUCUCAAAGGAAAAUGACAACAAAUUACAAGACAUCCUCCUAAAUGAAAAUGAUUAUGAUUUUUGA